UCGCACCCCGCGGCGGAAGGGGCGGCGGCGGCGCCCCGCGGCAGGGUGGGAGCCGCCGCGAGGGGGAGAGGCGGCGCCCGCGGCGGCGCCCGCCCGCCCCUGCCCGCCCCUCCACUUCCGGGGCGCCCGCCUGCCCUCCCUUUCCCUGCUCCGCGCCGCUGGCGAGCUGCUGCGGCCGGCGCGGAGCGGCGCAGCCCGCCGGGAGUCCGCCCCGCCUCCUCGCCGGGCACCUGCUCGGGGCGGAGCGGCGGCGGCCGGAGGAGCGGAGGGAGGCGGCGGCGGCGGCUCCGGAAGCGGCUCCAGUGGCGCAUCAAGAAACUCAAAAACACGUGAGAAAAGAUGACAAGAUCAAGAUCAAGAUCACCACGAUGGAAACAAAGGUCCUUAUCUCCAGCAUUUAGGAGUCCAGAACACCAUAGGCAAAGGCAUGCUCAUAUUAAUUAUGACUGUGAAUACAAAAGCUUUCGUAAGGACCCAAAGAAGUCUAUGCCUUGGAGAACAGAAGAUGAAAAGUAUGGACAAAGCAAUUCUAGAUUUGCACCUCAUGGAAAUAACCACCAGAGAAUUUAUGAACAUAGGUCACCUUCACCAAACCUAAAAAGAAUUCUCUUGGAAGAUACUUAUAGUCAUAAGCCCUACAGAACACAUUCAUCAGAAAGAACUGAAAGCAAUAGGAGAUACCAGUUACCACCAAAAUACUCAGAAAUACCAUACAAAGAACAUGACCGACCAUUUUACCAGCACAAAAUGGAAGAAAGAUAUAUGUCUGAGCACUAUAAAGUCACUGGAAAUGAAAAAGGAAUGAAACCUUUUCAUAGACCACUAGGGGCUUCAUGUAAACUUGAAAGAAAAUGGCAUGAAGAUGACUUGAGGCACCAGAGGUUACAUGAGGAGAAGUAUGGUCAGUCACCCAGAAGAGUGUCUGAUGAAUUUACGGCAAGGAGCUCUUUACAGAAGAGGUAUCCUGAAGAUCACGAUUACAGAGAAUAUGGGCACACGUCUAAAAGGGCUAAAGAAAUGGAGAGGUAUGACGGUGGAGAAAUAGCAAGAAAUUCCAAGUGGAAGCAAGAACGUUCUUUUGCACCCUACAAAGAAAAGGAGGAGCAAAGAAAUCUGGGUGCCCAGUCUCACCGAUCGGCUGAAAGGGAGUACUCGGAGGGGUCUGUCACAAAGAUAGCCUACGAAUAUAGUCACAAACGGCGCAGGCAUCCAGAUGGGGAAAAGUCUUUCUCAGAUGAUAGAGCUCAGAAGUAUGGAAAGCAGGAAGACCAGAAAUACAAUUCUUCUAAGGGUGCCCGGGAUAGCAAAGAAUUAGAUUACUUUAGCGGUGGAAGAGCAAGACAGACUGAAGAAGGGCACGUUGAAGUACCUGUUAAAUAUAGUUCAAAGAAGGGCUGCAAUGCAUGCGUUAACUCUUGCAAAACGGAUGUUGAUCUGAGAUCCUUUAAUAACAAGCAGAAGGAAAGAGUAAGGAAAGAAGGGGAAAUCAGGAAAAAAGUAGAUUCCUCCAAUAGCCAGCAUGAUUCAAGUCAUACGGUUUCAGAUGUGAAAAUGUCAGAUGUCAGCUGUAGGAGGGAACGUCUUACAAUCAAAGUGGAUAUGAAGAAAAUGGUGACCAAGUACAGGACUGCUUCUAGUCAUACUACAGAGAGACAGAUGUCACAUGAUCUGGUUGCUAUUGGCAGGAAAAAUGAAAAUUUUCACCCAGUGUUUGAGCACAUGGAAUCUGUAACACAAAAUGUUGAAAACAAUCCAUCAAGAGAAUUUACUCAGGAAAUAAUCACAAUUAUCCAUCAAGUUAAAGCAAAUUACUUUACAUCUUCUGACAUAACUUUACAUGAACGGUUCUCAAAAAUUCAGGAUAAGCCAGUUGCAAAUAUAAAUGAAGUUAAAAUACGUUUGGAUCCAGAAAUUCACAGGAGGAUUGAUAUGUCUCUAGCAGAACUUCAGAACAAACGAACUGUGCCGUCUGAAUCUCCACAGAACAUUAUGAGAGUUCUAGAAGAUCCAAACGAUCUACGGCAUGAUAUAGAAAGGAGAAGAAAAGAGAGAUUGCAGAAUGAAGAUGAGAGGGUAUUUCAUAUAGAUGGUAUAACUCCAAGGAACCAGCAAAGCUGCAGUGUUUCAAAAUUACGAAACUCCCAUGUUGAUGGUUUCCAAAAGCCUAUGAAAUUCAUUAAACCACCUUUCAGGAAAUUUAUUGGGAAACCUCACCUGAAUUCUUACUAUUCUUCAAAAACAAAUGAUAUUUUCCCUCACAGACGAAUUAGAGGACAUCUUGAAAAUACAGGACCCAUUAGGAGACACUUUAAGAGCAACUUUACAGAUGGCCAUUUGCAAACCCAUUAUAAAUCAGGCUUAGUACAGAAGGGUUUAUAUAUUCAGGCUAAGUACCAGCGGUUACGUUCUGUUGGUGUAAGGGGAUUUACCACUAAUAAAUUCAGAGAUGGAUUUUUGAGGAAAGAAAAGAGACACUUAAAUAUUGCAACAGAAACCUGAACUGAGCUGUGAUCCUGAAGUUGAAACGUGCAACUCGGCAAAGGGAGCAUCUGUUCAUUUUUGACAACUUUGUCAAGAAUUAAAAUAGGAUGAAUGAAUUAACAGUGUAACUUUCUUGAUAAAAAUAACUUUAUUUUUCAGUAGUGGAAUGCUGCAGAACUUUUUUACAGUUUUAAUAAUUGCUUUUAAAUUGCAGUAUUCGAUUGAAACAUUGUAGUAUGUACCUUUAGUUUCUUUUUGCAUACCAGUCUCAAGCAAAGAAAUCACUGAAGGGAGUCUUAUUUAUUGAAUACUUUUCCUCUGAGCAUGAUGUUACAGAUGGAACUUGAGUUGUUAUACGCAGAGGUUUAUAUGUUGAAAGUUUAUUGCUCAUGUAAUAAAAAAAGGAAAAAAAAAAAAGUGCCUGAAUUGUUUGGUAAUAGCACAUUAGCUCAGGAUUUUCCAAGUAAUGACCUUUUAGGUUGUGCAAUAGAUUUUACAUCUCUGUUCAGUCAUUUCCGUAAAACAGUAUUUUGUAUUACUUCAUUUUAGUUUAAUAUUAAACUUGGGUUUUGAUGUGUAUAUAUACAUUUGUAAAUUGUUAGAAUGUUGAGACAAUUUUCAGCAUUUGAUUAAAAUAUAUGGUAAUGGGCAGGUAUGUAAUGUACUCUAGCAGUAGUUUAUAACUGCACUGAAAGCAUGCUUGGGUUUGUUAGAGGAUUAGUUGGUCUGCAUUCAGAAAUACUGUCUCAUUACACUUUUCGGUGUAUGACAUUCUUGACCAAGCUACAUGUUCUCUAAUCUUUUUGCUACUUUAUUUCAUGGAUUCUGAAGAUGGAGCCUGAAGUAUUUAAGUACAAGAAAAAACAAAAACAUGUUUUUAUAAGCAUGACUUCUAACAAAGCUGUUUAUAUAAUUGACACUGCUUUAAAUGCAGAUAGCUUGUAACUUUUUGUUUAAAAUCCCAGUAAAUCUCUGAAGUUUACUGUACCGCAAUAUUGUUAUGCUGUAUGCAAAACUCAAAUAGGCCGACGUAUUUUAUCGGCUAUAAAUAAUAUUGUGUUUAUUUCCUAUUUAUAGCUUUUGCCUUAAUAUAUAGUAUAUGGUAGGGUUGUGUGUAUGUAAAGAUUUGUUCAGACUUUUUAUUCCAGGUAAAUUAAAGAUACAUAAUGUGUAGUUUCCAGAGAAGAUGUUCUCAUUUGUUUUAAGAAAAAAGUUGUUCACCAUAUCCACAACAUGUGCAGUUUAAUGCAUCUUUCCAAGAUACUGUUAGCCAUAUAGAAUGCAGGUUAGUUCCUAUUAUGGAUAAUAGAUCAGAAUCCUAAUAUUGGAUAGAGGUAUGUUCAGAGAAAAAAGAAAAGGGAAUCUGUUUUGGGGUAGAAAGUAAGGAUAUGAUUUUUACAUACUUUUAAAAUGUUUUUUCCACAGUACCUUCAGUAAAGAGACUACUUAUUGAAAGUCUGUAAGUAGGGUUCAGCACACUUACAGUGUCACAACCUUCAGUUCAUGGGGCCGUACGGCUCAGUGUUCAUAGGAGACAAGGAGGCAGAUGUGCCACAUUUGAUGCAAUCAUUCAGAAAUAAGACCAGAUGGUUUAAGUUUCUAAAACCCCAGUUUUAGAACAGAAUUUUUAAUUUUAACUACUUUUUCAAUAACUUUUUUGACAUGCAUACAGGCAAAUGGGAAGCUGAAGGAAAGCAAUUCCCUGGCCAAAUAGAAGCAGCUAACUUUCUGUAGAUAAGAAAUAUUUUAUACACUAUGCUGUCAGUGAUGACAACUAAAUCAUCCGGUGUAGAUGAACCGGGAGAUGGAAGUAAGGAAUUGAAACAGCUAAAUUGGAAGGCUAGGUGAGCCAAUACAUAGCAAAUGUGGAGCAGCCCACUGGCAGGGGAGUGCUGCAGUGUACCCCUGCAGAUUGGGGCCAGGUUUAACCUCAAGCUAGCAAGCUAUUCACACUGCUCCUGAAUGUGAUAAAGCACUGUAAAACACAUAAGUGAAAUGUAUAUGAAGUAGGACAAAUGACUGAAGCUACAUUGUCUUAUUCAAAAGGAUGUUACUGUUUCUGUAAAAUUCCUGCAGCGUUCUUAUCAAAGCCUGAAAGAGAAUUUGUUGUUGAGCAAAUGGGGAGAAGUGGAUACAUGAAAAAACUUCUGACAGGGCAGUUUUGAUAACAUUUGAAAGUAACACGGGCACACUCAGAAUCAACUUACUGCUUCCCAUUUAUAAAGUCCAGGUUUAGAAGUGUGAAUGACUCCUGACUGAUUUCGUGCUUUGCUAGUUCUACCUGUGUAUGAGUAGGUAUCUCUAACUUUUAUUUCUACAACAGAGAGCAGCAUAUUACAAACAUAAGGUAUUUUUGGUAUGUUCACAAAUUUCUCCUCACACAUCCCCAGUCCAAAGAUGUGUCAUAUAAUGAAAUGUAGUCACUGAAAUUUCAAUUGCUUUAGCAUUUAUUUAAGAUGGUACCAUUUGCUCAAAUUGCAGUCUUUAUCAGUGACUUUGCUUCACUAAUUCAGGAUUCUGCCAUGACAAAACUUCCUACCUUAUCAUACAGAAAUUAAAUUUUGUAAUUAUUAGGUGCUACAGGCAACCUAACUGUCUACAGGAUAUUGUUACCUGGUGUGAAACUUAAAGUGGCUUGAGUGCUAUGCAGGUAUCUCUUUUUGGAUUAGAUACUGUUCCAUCUGUAUACUCAUACAGAAAUAAUUAGCUCUUUUUCCUUUCAACACAGAAAAGUAGCAUCUGUUGCGCUGGUACAGAAUGUUUGGUUGAGAAUAAUAUAUUGAAGCAACUGAUUGGGUUGUCAAGGCAUAGAUGAGAUAAGGAAAAUUAGUGUUAACUAUAAGAAAGGUCAGUUUGCUUGAGCAAUUUGAUGCCUUUCUGUAUGGCGACUGCAUUGUAGAAAAAGCCCUCGGGGGGGGGGGAAGAAAAAAAAACACCUUUAACAUUCUGAAUGUUGUAUUGUUUCUAAUGGAAGCGUGGAUAGAGAACAGUUGUUAAAAUAACCACUUCAAAUAUGUGAAUAGUCCUCAGCCUUGGAAGGAAAAGGGCAUCUCUUAUUGGUAAAGCCUGGCACCACAUUUGCAUUGGAAGUACAAGUUAAGCCUGUGAUAGUCUAAAAGCUAGUUAACUUUCUUCUUUCAUACUUAUCUAUAAAUGUACUUUCUUUUGAUUGACUUAAAAUGACUGCUAAAUUCUCUUUGUCAUAUUCUCAGUCAUUCUCAUGUGAAAUUGUUUUUUAUUGCAAAAUGCAGUGGUUUAAAAUGAUGAGAGACCUCCUUGUAAGUGUCUAAGAUAGUAAGUUAUUGUGGUAUUAGCGUUUACAUUGCUGAGCAGUUUAAUUUCUAUAUUGGUUGGUUAGAAUCCUCAUUUUAUAAAUCUAAACUCUGUAAUGAUUGAAUUCACAAGGUUAACAAAAUUGUGGGGCUAGUAAGAAGCAACACAUUCUGAGCUAUAUACAAGUCUGCCUUUACUUCUAAUAACGACUUGCAAAAUUUAAAUCACCUUACCUGGUGGAUUUAACUAUCCAAGUCUCAAGAUAGGACAUCUAUCUCAACUCAGGUAACUGAUGGCAGAGGGUGGGAGUAAAUUCAGUUGACAGCCAGUUGUGAUAUCAUUUUACUUGCUGUCUUCUCUUCUAGGGCCUGAGGAUGAAAUGCUGAGUUUUCUUUGUACAAACUUAGUUGCUAAAAAGGAUCAGUACUACAUUUGUGUGGUAUUACAAAAGGCAGAGUCUUCACAAUUUGCUUUUUAUUCAUUGGAAAGUCAUUUUUUGCCAUGUCUUGGAUAGUGAGAGUUACUUGGAGAAGAUGAUUAAAGAUUAUAGCAAAGAUUAAGCUGUGGGGACUUGAUUUUUGAAUUUUCACCUUAGACUGCAAUUAGAGGGAGAUCUUGAACUUUUCUGCUUUCUGAAGGAAACUUUUCCGAUACUCCUUAGAAAUAUGUUUUUGCCUUUCUUUAAGCAUCUGAACCACCAUCUGCAAAGUUCUCUGUGGGAGAACUCUCUCAAAGAAAGACUUCAGACUUGCACCGCAAAGAAUCUGAAAAAAUGGAUGUUUCUGCACGAAUCUCUGGCCCUUGAUAAACUUCAUUCCAUUGCUGCAGGAUUUGAAGAUACGAGGUUCUUCAGCCUCCUUACAGAGAGGGGAGAAAAAUAACAAAUAUAAAAGCCAUUUCAAGAACUUUGAAAGCGUACUUAAAGUUUGCCAAGGAGUUACAUGUUUUAAGGACGGUGAUGAAUGUCUAACUGUUCUGUUUCAUGUUUCGUAAGCAUAAAUUUUCAAUGUUAAAAAUCUGAGAAAAACAUUGUCAUAACACCUGC
Messenger RNA from Dromaius novaehollandiae (emu), 6799 nucleotides. It is a transcript of the gene BCLAF3, whose product is annotated as BCLAF1 and THRAP3 family member 3. The record is from RefSeq and is a predicted model, not a curated record. Gene Ontology annotation, molecular function: DNA binding; transcription coregulator activity. Gene Ontology annotation, cellular component: mediator complex. The transcript is spliced from 12 exons. NCBI's taxonomy places the organism in Eukaryota, Metazoa, Chordata, Aves, Casuariiformes, Dromaiidae. The coding region runs from base 340 to 2499 and encodes 719 amino acids. Gene Ontology annotation, biological process: positive regulation of transcription by RNA polymerase II.